AUGAGGGCUCCGCCACACGAACUGGCUGUCCUUGAUUGGUAUCAGUCUUUUUCCAAGAUAUUUCUGCAUGAGUAUACACAUCUAGUUGGGAGAAGUUAUCUGGGAGUUAACGUCCCUGAUGUAAAGUCUGUUGACCGUGGUGCAGAACCUCUUGGGUUUUAUGCCUGUAAUGACCUCGCCAUGAACGGAGGAGCACAGUUGGCUCUGGAGAAUGCUGACAGUUAUGCUGUGCUGGGUGUUGCAUUGUUCCUCAAGGAUUAUGAUUGGAGAGAUGGAUCCUGCCAAACAGCAGCAUAUUGGGAAGAUAUGCGUACUAGGGACAUGUUGGGGUCAGAUCAGUGA
Cadophora gregata is the source of this 342-nucleotide messenger RNA. RefSeq lists its product as uncharacterized. The record is from RefSeq and is a predicted model, not a curated record. Bases 1 to 342 code for a protein of 113 amino acids. NCBI's taxonomy places the organism in Eukaryota, Fungi, Ascomycota, Leotiomycetes, Helotiales, Ploettnerulaceae. The transcript has 2 exons.